Molecule: messenger RNA, 1484 nt
Organism: Eucalyptus grandis
Lineage: Eukaryota; Viridiplantae; Streptophyta; Magnoliopsida; Myrtales; Myrtaceae
Product: F-box/kelch-repeat protein At2g44130
Exons: 1
Coding region: 162-1202 (346 amino acids)
Biological process (GO): regulation of phenylpropanoid metabolic process; negative regulation of cytokinin-activated signaling pathway
Molecular function (GO): protein binding
Source: RefSeq, a predicted model, not a curated record
CUCCCAGGGCGUGCCCGAACCCAAAAAAAGAAAGACGAACCGUAAAGGUCUCUCCUUGGGUCUCUCCUUUCGAUAUUUUUUAAGUUAAACCCGGAAGGAAAGAGCUUCUACUUCCCACUUGAAGGGAGCACUGACUGCUGAAGAAAAGCGAGGAAGAAAAGAUGGAAAGCUUCGAGCUGAGCGACCUGAUCCCGGGCUUGCCCGGCGAGAUCGGGCUCGAGUGCCUGACCCGGUUGCCCUACGCCUCCCAUCCGGUCGCCUCGUGGGUCUGCCGGAGCUGGCACCAGCUGCUGGAGAGCCGCGAGUUCUACCACCACCGCCGGCACCUCGGGUACACCCGCAAGGUCGCCUGCCUCGUCCAGGCCCUCCCUCGGCCCCUGCCGCAGCCCGAGGCCGACGGGUCGAAGCCCAGCGACUCCCCCAGCUACGCCAUCACCGUGUUCGACCCGGUCGGCCGGACCUGGGAGCGGCUCGACCCGGUCCCUGGGUACCCGGGCGGGCUCCCCCUGUUCUGCCAGGUCGCCGGCUGCGAGGGCGGGAAGCUGGUCGUCAUGGGCGGGUGGGACCCGGCGAGCUACGACCCGGUGACGGACGUGUUCCUCUACGACAUCGCGUCGCGGCGGUGGAGGCGGUGCGCGCCGAUGCCGUCGAAGCGGUCCUUCUUCGCGAUGGGGUCGCACGGCGGCCGGAUCUACGUGGCGGGGGGCCACGACGAGAACAAGAACGCGCUGCGGACGGCGUGGGCGUACGACCCGUGGAGGGACGAGUGGGCGGAGCUGCCCCCGAUGACGCGGGAGCGGGACGAGUGCGAGGGGAUCGUCGCGGGGGGCGUGUUCUGGGUGGUGAGCGGCUACGGCACGGAUAGCCAGGGCGAGUUCGAGGGCAGCGCCGAGGCGUACGCCGGCGGCGAGUGGAGGCUGGCCGAGGGGGUGUGGGAGGCGGGCCGGUGCCCGAGGUCGUCCGUCGCCGGGUUCAGGGGCGACGGGAGGCUGGUCAGCUGGUCCGAGUCGGACUCGAGGGUCCGGGUCGGGCCGAGCGGGGUGGCGCUGGGGGACAUGACCCUGGUGACCGGGUCGGAGUACCAGGGGGCGGCGCAGGGGUUCUACGUGAGGGCGGGGCAGGGCGGUAAAUUCGAGCGGGUCGGCGACGUGCCCGACGAGUUCGGCGGGUUCGUCCAAUCGGGUUGCUGCGUGGAGAUUUGAGAAAAGCCAGUUGACUUGAGUCGCGACCGGCUCCGCUUUUCGUACGGCGACGAGGGGGGCAGUAGUGUCAUUUGGCUCGGAGCAUUUGGGUUAACUUUAGUUCAAACUUUUAUCAAAGGCAUAUAGGGGAGGUGCUUUCCGUUGUAUUUUGCUGCUUUUUGCUUUUGCCUUUACUUUUACCAUGUAAAUUAUAGCAGCUGGGUUGAGCGAUUUUGUCGGGGAAAAAAGAGAAAUGUGUUUUUUGAGGACUUCUUUAUGGUGAAAAAGAGCAUUUGAGCAAAA